Molecule: messenger RNA, 390 nt
Organism: Helianthus annuus (common sunflower)
Lineage: Eukaryota; Viridiplantae; Streptophyta; Magnoliopsida; Asterales; Asteraceae
Exons: 1
Coding region: 1-390 (129 amino acids)
Source: RefSeq, a predicted model, not a curated record
AUGCCUGUAUGGUGCCAUAUGUUUGUACAAACUCUGACGGAGGGAGCCCGGCUUUGGUUUGACAGCCUCCCUCCGGGGGGAAUCGAUAGUUAUGAAGAGUUAAGCGAGAAGUUCCUCAGGAACUUUGGUCAGCAGAGGAAAGUGGUCAAGAAUCCAAAUGAGAUCCUCCACAUAAGGCUGAGGGACAAUGAGCGAAUAGAUCAGUAUAUGGAGAGGUUCGUCAAGGAGAGCAUGAACAUCAAAGAUGUCCCGGAGGUCAUGAAAAUCAGCAGUUUCAUAAAUGGGCUAAAGCAUGCACAGCUGUGUGAGAAACUGGGGGAGGAGUUCCCCCACUCAUUUGACAACCUCAUGGACAGGUCAGAGCCUUCGUCAGGGGGAAAGACACAGUAA